Messenger RNA from Aspergillus alliaceus, 1014 nucleotides. Its product is annotated as HpcH/HpaI aldolase family protein. The transcript is spliced from 4 exons. The coding region runs from base 214 to 1014 and encodes 266 amino acids. Gene Ontology annotation, molecular function: aldehyde-lyase activity. The record is from RefSeq and is a predicted model, not a curated record. Lineage: Eukaryota; Fungi; Ascomycota; Eurotiomycetes; Eurotiales; Aspergillaceae. Gene Ontology annotation, cellular component: cytoplasm.
CUCAGCUCGGGCUAAAUCUGUUUUCCCGAUACUGAGUAACUCGAAUGCUCUCCCAUUGCCCCAUUGCGACUAUUUUCAGAUGAAAUUUACAAGUCACUCUCGACAUAAAUAUCGCUGCCUAUUAUGCCAGCCGUCUUCAUUGCUCCUUUCUUUGUAUUGCAGCGCGGUCUUCUCUAGACGUCCCCAUAAUCUAUCGGAAGCUCCUAACGCAGAAUGUUAUACUCAUCACCCAUGACAACCUCGAUUUACAACCCACGUUUGCGCCUGCUAAAUGCUCUUCGAGCCACUUCGAAGCCUAUUAUGACCUUUUUAGGGCUUCCGUCCUUUCGCACAGCCCAAAUCGUAGCUCAGACCGGCGUUGAUGGCAUAAUCAUCGAUUGUGAGCAUGGCCAUAUCAGCGACGAUUCCAUGCACAGCGCAACUGCCGCCAUCGCUGCUUUGGGAGUGUCGCCGCUUGUUCGUCUUCGAAUGACUCACGCAGAUUUGAUUAAACGAGCUUUGGAUGCUGGUGCACACGGCAUCGUUGUACCUCAGAUCAAUACGGCCGAAGAAGCCAGGACAGUUGUCUCUCAUUCAAAAUUCCCUCCACAAGGGCUUCGAGGACAAGGCUCAGCGUUUCCAGCCAUCGCUCAUGGCACCGACAUCGCGACAUACCUGGAAACAGCGAACGAAACGCUCAUCACCUGUGUUCAAAUUGAAUCGAAAGUGGGGGUCGAGAAUGUUGACGCUAUCUGUGCUGUACCUGGUGUCGAUAUGAUUUUCAUUGGGCCGAAUGACCUUGCCCUAUCAGUCCUUGGUUAUCUUCCUGCAAAAGAAACCGAGCCUGAAUUUGUCGACGCCAUAGAAAAGAUCGUAACUGCAGCCAGGAAGCAUGGGAAAUGGGUUUGUCGAUUAUCAAACAACGGGGCUUUGUGCAAGGAGCAUCUGAAAGUGUUUGAUACUGUGGCAAUGAGUUAUGAUAUUCGGGCGAUUCAAAACUGGUAUACAACUGAAUUGCAAGUUGCGCGCUCGUGA